Messenger RNA from Symsagittifera roscoffensis, 5101 nucleotides. RefSeq lists its product as uncharacterized. The coding region runs from base 1 to 4479 and encodes 1492 amino acids. The record is from RefSeq and is a predicted model, not a curated record. Gene Ontology annotation, molecular function: transcription corepressor activity. NCBI's taxonomy places the organism in Eukaryota, Metazoa, Xenacoelomorpha, Acoela, Convolutidae. Gene Ontology annotation, biological process: regulation of transcription by RNA polymerase II; negative regulation of DNA-templated transcription. The transcript has 16 exons. Gene Ontology annotation, cellular component: transcription regulator complex; histone deacetylase complex.
AUGGUGGAAAAGAUGCGAAGGGAUUUCAACGAACAUCAUAUAACUCAAGUACCCCCUACAGAGAAUCAACUUGGAGAGAUGCAAAUGAUGGUGGAAGUGGCCGAGCAUGUGGGAAUGAACUACCCCGAAAUUCCUGACUCUAGAUAUGUGGCUCAACCGUCGGGGCAUGCUUUGACCCACGCAAUCAAUAAACCGUUUGCGUGUAGUCAGAAUGAUUGCACCAAGAGCUAUUGUGAUCAACGAAGUCUUAGAAGACACUUGGAGAAGGGACAUAAUGUUUGCAAUGUAGAUUCUAACGACUUGAGGAAAAGUAAAUGCUAUAUUCCUAAAUAUUUCUGGAACGAGUUCUACCCAACUUACUCUCGAAAUGGCUUGACAGAAGCAAGUAACUCGAUGACAAAUAUAUCUAAUAUCAAUAGAUUGCAGACAUUUAAUGGUGUUAUCGAAGAAGGCAAUUCGGAAGGUAACAAUAUCGGGGAUUUUGUGACUGUAAAAGUCUCCCGAAAACACUCAAGUUCUCCAAGCAAAAUGGAACGAAUUCGGCAAGCGGAUAUAGAUUCAGAAGGUGAAAAAGACGAGAAAAUGCAGCCUGGAAUAGACGCAGUUGGUAGCUCAGCUGCAAAUUAUCCAAACACACAAUCGAGUGCUUUCUCCGAAUGUGGGGGCAAAAGUAAAGUUGUAAAAUCCCGCUCACAUGUUCCUCCGCCUCGAUUUUUGUCCAAAGUUGCCCAACAUGGCUGUGAGAUGCAAUCGCCGAGUCGGCGUACCAACUCGGUCCGACCGAACUACCACAGCCUGGAAAUUCAUUCAAACGAAGACCUCUACUCGCCCAUUCCUGAGUUGAACAAAUAUAGAAGUGCGUCUGUCGACGAGAGCAAAUUACGAAUGAAGCAAUACGACGAUUUUCUCAAUGAUGUAAAUGAUUAUAUUGAGAAAGAUCUGAGAGAUAUGGAGGAAAAACGCAAUGAGAGGGAGUACUCAAGAAAACCAGCAGCCGUCAAUGCGUCUUUCUCAGGGUCAUCAUCUCCAGCUUCUAUGCAGUCUCCUGGAACGCUGAGCGUGCAAAUAUGGGACACUGGAAGCCAGAACCCAGCCUUAUCGCCAGGAGCAUCGCAUCAUUCCGGCUCCAAACCGACAAGCAACAAUAAUUCGCCCAACUUACCAGUAUACCAACAGCAGUUUAGUUCGAGUAACUGUAAGCUUAAACUGCCGGUCAGCUUAGCCAGUAAACCUCCCGCCCAGUUCUCGUUUGCGAACAUGUCGCCUCAUCAAGUACAUAUUGGAACUAAACUGCACGUGGAGUGUCCGCCUGUUCCUACUCGGCCUUUUUCUGCCUCGACUGAGUGGGGCUCGAUCGGAGGUCACAGACAUGUAACAGCCUCAGGACAUGUGCACGCAUUGGGAGGCAGAGACUGUCCAAGUGCGACUAGCUUAGUGACUCCAAAGAGUGCAGAUAGUGUGUUCACGUUUGACUUGCCACCUCAGACUCCACCCAUCAAGUUCGAAAGCAGCAGCCACGGCCACUCAACUGCUGCAGGGAUCAGUUGCGCAAAGGCCCUGUUGCCCCACGCAGACCAACUAUCGAACAGUGACAUAUCAAUGAAGGAGGAACUGGAGGCAUCGGCGGCCAGCCUGUUCUACGGAACAACCGCAGCAGGUGGCAACACAAGAGAGGGUAGUUGCAGUGGGGGCAGUGGAGGGGACACGAGCAGCCACUGCAGUUCUUCUCUCUCGGGAUGUACAAUUCCAAUGUGUAAUACAGCAACAGGGGAGAAUAAUAAUAGCUCUGCGUUUUCAUCUACCUGUGCUUACCAGAUGUCACCCUCCGGGAUAUCGUCUAGUAGCAACCAACACCAGCAUCAUCAUGGCCAGCAGCAUACCCCUACUCACACACACCUUUCUCAAAAUCAACUCAGGUCACCAGUUGCGGGGAUGAGCGGGAGCGAUGAGGAUGCGGGCAGCCGCAGCUCAGCCUUAGUCACAGCAACCGAACAGAGUCUUCUAAUCGCAGCAUCCUCCCUCUCCUCUUCCUCCCCCCAGUUCAACCCACACUACCAUCUCCACGACCUCUCCGAUUCAUCAUCCCCCUCCCCCUCUUCAAAUGUGUUCAAGGUGCCGCGACAGCCGCAGCCACCUGCAUGUUCCCCUACUCAAUACCGGAGUAUCAAACGAAAGUCCAAACCGACCCCCUUGAAAAUAAACAACCCAGAGUACCAUGGAACCACUGGAUCAGCUGGUACUGUGUUCCAGAGUUGGCUCAAAUCUCCAAGAUUGGAUAUCGCCGGCAGAUCCCCAAUGGUGCAAAAGAAGUCAACAGGAGCUCCUCUCUCGGCGUCAUCUAUUCUCGAGAGGAACUCGGGAUGCACCGCUCUCUCCUCCGCUCCAUCCUCCAUACCCUACACUCCUCCUCCGAUGCUGAACCCCCUGAGAAAUGGGUCCGGUCUGUUUGCUUCCCAAUUCGUGCCACCCACGCCCUUCACGCCUCCGAAGGAAGAAGUGCAGGACCCGGUGAUCAACGUAGGCCAGAAGUUCCAAGCGGAUAUUCCGGACUUGGUGACUACUGGAACUGCUGCUGGAUCAUCCCCCUCCUCGGCGUCUAGAGCAGAAGUGACGAGAGAUCGCAGCGUGCAUCUAUGGAGUCCGUCAACGUGCAAGCUUUUCGCGAAUUCUGAGUUGGAAGACUACUUUGCGCUGUCGCAGUCCUGUGCAAUAAAUGGAGGGGGAAGCAACGUGGAACUAGCCCACCACGUGUUGCAUCUGUCCAGGAGCAUCAAGGCCGCACUUCGCAUGUUAUUGAGAAGGAAGACCAGGGUCGUGGAGUCAAGAUGUCCAUUCGUGGACUAUCCCUACCAGAGCAGUGUGUAUUGGAGUCACUGGGAGAGGAUGCAGUUCAACAGGGCCUACAAUAGACUCGGAAAAGACUUCUUCCUCAUAUCCAAAGAGCUGAGAAGCAAAAGUAUCCGGCAGAUUGUGGAAUACUAUUACGACUGGAAGGUGCUGUGUCCGAACGAGACCACCCCUGAAGGAGGGGAGGGAGAAGAUUACUCAAUGCCAGUGGAAGACACAUGCGAUGAUGAGAUAUUCACACACGGGACCGAGAGUUUCAAAAAUUUGACCCUCACACAACAGGAUGAGAUAGAAGAUCCGCUGGCGCAUUUAAAUUCCGGUCGAAAUGGCGAAGAAGUGCUCGGCAAACGUCGCAGACUGAGUCGUUCAUGCGAGCUGGAAAACGAAGUGACCAGAAAAGAGGCCAGGCUUGACCUGCUCUCGAAUCCGCACUCUGUGCAUUCUUACACUUCGUCCGAGAAACCGAAAAGUAGCGAGGAAGUCUCGAAUGAUUCUGAUCUGUGGUCGUUCAGUUCCGUAGACCAACUUCCCUACUUCAGCAACAGAAGUGAGGAGCCAUCAUUUGCAUCGUUCAGCUCAAUCGAAUCGGCAAUCAGUAAGAAGGCAAUGUCAAAUGAGUCAUCAUCAGGAGCUGGACUGACAUCAUCGGCAUCAGUAGCAGGCGAACUGCAAUUGGUGCCGAAUGUGAGUGUGGGCGUGUCGGGUGGCUCCAAUCAGAAGACGACAACAACAACUGCCGAUUGCUCAUAUUUUCCAUGUAAACUAUGCGGAAAGAUCUUCCACAAAGUGAAGAGUCGCAACGCUCAUAUGAAGUCACACAGUCUGAAAGUAUUGGCCGAGAGAGAAGCGAACGCAGUUUUGAAAAGCGCCGCGUCAGGUGCUCUGUCUACCGCGCAACAGCAACUUCACUCGGCCACGACAGAAAACAGUAUUAGUAAUAAUAGUAACAUAACGAAUUCUAGUUUAGACCACAAAUUCACAGUGGAAGCCUUAGCCAUGGCACAGCCGCCUGUCAAGUUCUCAGCUGAAAUGUUCGAAAAUGAAAGUUUGGCUACAUCUACAAGAAUGCGUGAACAGAUUCGAACGGGAUCAUUUGCGCCAAGUGGAGCGACUGGAAAUUUCACGACAGCGGUUUUAGGAGUAGGCGGCGACCUGUUAGGUGCGAGCGGAAAGCAAAAAGGCCACUCUAGCAGAUCAUCAUCGCAUAUGCCGAUUCAGAAUCAAGCACAGGUGAUUAAACAGGAGUCUAUCACAGGUGGAAAUAAUCAGCAGAUUGUUCAUCAUCCAGGCAUGCACAAUUUGAAACACCACAGGGUAUCCGUAUCUUCGGCACAUGUAACCUCAGCUUCCUCAUCAUCAUCCUUACCACACACGGUGUCCCAAUUUCACCUGAAUCCAGCAUCAGUAUCUUCGUAUCCUAACGUUAGUAGUGUAGCGACCAGACAUGGACUUGGACCACUAACCUGUAACACACUACCAAAUCAGACUCAAAACCAGAGCGAUUUAGUUCCUGGUAACAACUCGGUCCAACAAAUGACCUCGCCUAAUUUUCCAGCACAGUCACAACUGGCUUUGAAUGCAGCGAAUGUGGGCAAUGUGCAUCAUUUGAGAGGAUGGAACCAACUUCACUAGAUGAAUAAAAGGGACCAAGAAGAAAUUUCAAAGAAAAGAGGGUAAAAGUGAAGUGAACUAACUAAUCUUGAACAACAAUGAGCAGAGUUUGAUGCAACAUGAACUAAACUGUUUUUAGUGGUACUAUUUAUAAAUUGUGCAUAAUGUAUUAAAAAAUCUCUAUCUUUUCCAUUGGGGAAAUUCUCCCACCCACGUGACAUAAUGACCGAAUGUCAGUGACUUCUAUUAGACCAUUACAAUUGAGUACACAAAAGGUGAAUGUAAUAGCGCGAAUUUGUCAGCGCUUUGGACAAUUUUGAAAGGAUUUGAUUGGUUGGAAUAUUCUGACUUUGGUUUUCUCUGUCACGAUAAUAGCCCUUCUUUUCAAUCCGUGAUUUAUGUCUCAUUCUUGAUAAGUGUUGCCUUUCCUGCCGAGCAGUAACUGUUUACGUUUAGAAUAUUAUUAAAUAAUAUUUUGUUUACAAUCAGAGGAAAAUAAUGAUGUUAGUCGCAGAGCGACUCUUUUAGAUCAUUAGUUAUUUUGUAUCUGUGUUGAAUCAUUAAUUGUGAAUAUUUUUCAAUUAUAUCAAGUUGAACUGAUAGCAAGAACAGUAAAGUUUUAAUCAUUUGUUGUUAUAGUUUA